Messenger RNA from Clunio marinus, 936 nucleotides. The record is from the annotation of a GenBank genome assembly. NCBI's taxonomy places the organism in Eukaryota, Metazoa, Arthropoda, Insecta, Diptera, Chironomidae.
AUGUGUGGACGUACAUGCAUGACUUUAGCUCCAGAACAAGUAAAGUGUUCUUGUAAGUACAAAACAAAGGAAGAUAAAGAAUCUGAACCGAAAUAUCGCAACGAAUAUAAUUUAGGAAGGAAAUACUGUAAUUUAAAUCUACCAGAUCCUUCAUACAACAGUGCACCUGGUGACAUUUGCCAAAUAAUCGUUUCGGCAAAAAAUUUUGAUGACAACGCUGACAGUUCUGAAAGAGUUUUGAUUCCAGCACUUUGGGGAAUUGUUCCAAAGUGGCAUAAAGGUGAUUAUCGUAAACAUGGAUUAACAACAAAUAAUGCUCGUUUGGAAAAAUUGACAAGCUCAAAAUUAUACAAUCCGGCACUAGAAAGUGGCCGAAGAUGCAUUUUAGUCAUUGAAGGAUUUUAUGAAUGGCAAACAGUUGAUUCUAAAUUGAAAUCAUCACAAAGACCCGUUUACUUCAUUCAAAUGCCACAAGGUGAAAGUAAGGCAAAAGAUGAAAUAAAACUUAUGUUUGUUGCUGGUUUAUUCGAUGUUUGGAACGAUGCAGAUGGCGAUUCUUUGUACAGCUUCACUGUCAUUACUUAUGAAUCAGACAAACAUUUCGAUUGGCUUCAUCAUCGAACGCCAGCUAUAUUGGAAACUGAGGAUCAAAUAAGCGAUUGGUUGGACUAUGAAAGAAUUCCAAGUAAAGAAGCUUUAAAUGUUAUUAAACACCCCAAAUCCAUUGUAUGGUAUCAGGUCUCGAAUUAUGUCAACAGCACCAAAAACAAACUCGAACAAUGCAGAAAGCCUAUUGAAGAUGUCAAAGCAGAAUCGAAUAAAAAGAACAGUUUACUGUCUUGGAUUAAUAAAAGAAAGAACUCAGAAGAUGAUAAGAAUGUUACAAAAUUGGAAGAUUUAGAAGAAAAUUCUUCGAAACGUUUAAAACAAGAAUAA